Messenger RNA from Sporothrix brasiliensis 5110, 1107 nucleotides. RefSeq lists its product as uncharacterized. The record is from RefSeq and is a predicted model, not a curated record. Bases 1 to 1107 code for a protein of 368 amino acids. Lineage: Eukaryota; Fungi; Ascomycota; Sordariomycetes; Ophiostomatales; Ophiostomataceae. The transcript has 2 exons.
AUGGAUCACCAAAACAAAGGCGCCCACACGCCCAGCCGGUUCCUAUCGGUGCGCGGCCAGAGGAUGACAAGUUCAGCCGCCAGCAGUGCCGAGUCGAGCCCACCCUUUCUGUCUUGGCGACAAGCUACCACGCCCUCUCGGCCCAGCGUGGCUGGCCCUGCAAAGUCGCUGGCCACAGAUCUGUCUGGCGGUGCCCGGCUUCCACAGUACUGGCCGUCGUUUGGUGAUGCAGUUCGUCAGAAGGAAGCUGACGAUGUCGUAUUUGGCAUCCGCAAACGCACGACGGCUGCUCGUGCCACAGUCAUCGAUGGCCGACCAAUGACGCUAGUCACGCGGCCGACAUCGUUGGCACGGCGCCUCCUGUCUGAGCCGGGAGCCAGGGGAGCCGUCUCGCCAAGCUCGUCUCCCACCACCGAAGCUACGCCCGGCCAGGAGCGCCCAGGGAAACCGACGCGGCUGUCGCCCACUGCUCUGGACUGGGCUCCACGGGCAAACGCUCUCUCGCCGCGGUUGUCGUCCCUUAGCUAUGCUGAUGUGGCUAGGAUUAGAGAUCGACGCCCACCGCCCCCGCCGUUUCCCAUCUUGCGGAAGCCCAGAAGUCCUCACGCGAGUCUGGCGAGCACUGGCACGAUUGUGCGACCAGGUGCCAGCAGCAGCAACACAACCGGCAGCAGCAACGGCAGUGAGAUGGACGACGGCCGUGAUUCAGACAAAGAGAGUAAAACCACUACCCUAGAGAUCGAGGCCACCAAGACUGCUGAAAUUACCCAAGCUGAUGAGUUCACUGAGCUCACUGUGCGUAUCACGACUUCGGACGACUGUGAGACGCUCGAUACAUCUCCGUCAUGCCACGGCUUGGGCAAUGCUCUGGGCGCCGGCCUUGGCCUGCUGGGGAAGAGUGCAGACGAGGACCUUAGCAUCGGUGCCUCGGACGAUCUUUUGGUGAACCGGCACAAUGCAAAUACCGUAUUCAUGAGAUCAGACGGAGGCCGCGGGAGCCGGCCCAAAUGCCCCGGCCCCGACACACGUCCUCGCGAAUCACGCACCUGCGCGAGCACGGUGCACGCCUCCAAGAAUCACACCCACACGGCACCGACCGUUGACUAA